UGCUCAACCGAAGAGUUAAAAUCAUAUUUGUGCAUGAAUUAAUUAAUUUAGGUUGUAUCGAAUCUGCUGCUGUUAUCUUUUUCUGUUCAGGGCGAUGGUUCAGGGUUGUUUCGACAUUGCACACGGUGGAGAAGCCGUAGCAUAUCACCCACUCAGCAGAGUGUGAAACAUGGCAGCCCAGGUGUCUGAGUCAGACCAGGUUAAACAGUUUAAGGAGUUUCUGGGAACAUACAACAGAGUGACCGAGAACUGCUUCAUGGAUUGCGUCAAAGAUUUCACCUCAAGAGACGUGAAACCUGAGGAGUCCAGCUGCUCAGAGUCCUGCCUACAGAAGUAUCUGAAGAUGACUCAGCGGAUCUCCAUGCGUUUCCAGGAGUAUCACAUUCAGCAGAACGAGGCUCUUGCUGCUAAAGCUGGACUGCUUGGUCAGCCUCGUUGAACUGGGCUCAAAGGGAAUGGAUCAAGAGCGGUCCUGCUCUGGCAGAGCCACCCUCUCCAGGACAAAGACUAGAACAGAUGUUCUGUUUCAGUAUCAGACCAAGCCAGAGCUCUGACACCUGUCUGUUGGAUAAAGGCUCAUCAUCGUGAUUUUUCUUUUUCUCUUUGUCAGCCUUUCUGAGUCAGACCAUGACGGGAAACUGGAUGUUCUUUAAAGUUCGGACUUCAAGUUGGUCUUUUGAAAUACAUUUAACUUGCAGUUUUUAUGGUAUCUGAAAAUAAUAAAAUGAAGAAUUAUGAAAAUAUUUGACAUAUCUUUGAUAAUUUUUGUCAUUCAGUUCAAAAGUUUUAUGUGUUAAAGACUUGAUCACUCGGUUUAGUUUAGAGAAUGUUCUGACAUGAGAAUGAGACAUUUCCUGUUAAAAGAAACAAUGUAGUUGCAUGAAAUACAUUAAACAUCUAAACUCCUAAUCAUUAAAGAGUUAAAACCUGAA
Molecule: messenger RNA, 932 nt
Organism: Nothobranchius furzeri (turquoise killifish)
Lineage: Eukaryota; Metazoa; Chordata; Actinopteri; Cyprinodontiformes; Nothobranchiidae
Gene: timm9
Product: translocase of inner mitochondrial membrane 9 homolog
Source: RefSeq, a predicted model, not a curated record